Molecule: messenger RNA, 714 nt
Organism: Penicillium bovifimosum
Lineage: Eukaryota; Fungi; Ascomycota; Eurotiomycetes; Eurotiales; Aspergillaceae
Exons: 1
Coding region: 1-714 (237 amino acids)
Source: RefSeq, a predicted model, not a curated record
AUGGCACCCAGCUUGCUUAGCCUCCCCAGAGAGCUCCGUAUUGAGAUAUUCAAAUAUCUCCUAGUGCAAAGAGAGCCUGUUGAGGUCGUGAACGUGCGGAACCCUCAUCGGCUAGAGCGCAAUAUUCUCUACACGAACAAGCUGUUUCUUGUGGAGGGUAGGCCACUACUCUAUGGUCACAACCGCUUUCACUUUGGCCGGCGCAAUUCUAAUCUGCUCAUCACCAAGUUCCUUGAUGCUAUUGGUUCUAUCAACGCACCUUACCUCCGGAAUAUAUAUAUGGACUUCCCCGAAGUCCGCGAGAUUGAAGGCGAAGUCAGUCUGGUGGAUGUUGACCUUCAUGUUCUCGAGAUAAUCCAGUCAAAAUGCACCAAUCUUCAGACGCUCACCACAACUGUCGAAACCACCACUAAUAUGGAAGCUUGGCUCAAUUACUUUGGCAGCCCCAAUUGCUUUGGCAGGCCUAUACUCGACAAGACCCUUGAUUUGAUUGCUGCUCAUUUCAGGGCUAUUCCAUCUCUUCCAAAGAUCAUUCUCGAGGUCUACGAGGGACGUCCCACUCCCAGAGAGCCCAGCCUGGACAUCAGGGAAAAAAUGGAAAGUCUUGGUUGGACACUCGAGGUGGUGCCCGGGAGCUACUGUGUUGCGUCCUAUUACGACAGAAUGCCUAUGAGAGAUCUUGGGCCUGGAAUGAUAUUCUACAGGUGGUGGUAG